This is a messenger RNA of Mucor mucedo, 2346 nucleotides long. RefSeq lists its product as uncharacterized. Gene Ontology annotation, molecular function: protein binding. NCBI's taxonomy places the organism in Eukaryota, Fungi, Mucoromycota, Mucoromycetes, Mucorales, Mucoraceae. The annotation marks the transcript as partial. The record is from RefSeq and is a predicted model, not a curated record. The transcript is spliced from 7 exons.
GCGCAACGAGACGACGAAAUCUCGUUUGACCAAGACGAAAUUAUCAAGGUGACCGAUUUUUCUGACCCUGAUUGGUGGGUUGGUAAAAAGAAGGACGGUUCAUUAGGAUUCUUUCCUAGCAAUUUUGUCACUCCCAAAGAAGAAAAUAACCAACAACAACAAGAAGAAGAACCUAAACAGGAUGUCGAAACCAAAGAUGACGUACCAGUGACAGAAGAACCCAUUGUUGAAGAAAAGAAAGAAAAAGUCGAUCAGGUCAUUGGUAUGGCUCGCGUCAUGGAAGAUUACGCCAUGCAAGAACCCGGUGAAAUCUCUCUUCAUCGUGGAGGCAUUAUUAACGUAUAUGAAGUCAUCGACGACCAAUGGUCUCGAGGCGAAUUAAAUGGCAAAGUUGGAAAAUAUCCUUCCAAGUAUGUUGAAGACAUUGAUAUGCCUGGACGUCCUGACCUUGGUCAACCUCAAUUAAGCAACGAAUCCCAAAAAUCACCCACUGAUGAAGAGCCUCCAAAAGGAGGUUUUAAAUUAGCCGCAUUUGGUGUGAAACAAGGUGGCAUUGGAAGUUUAUUAGCAGGUGGUUUCCCCGGAUUAAAGAAAACCGGCGGAGCUAAACCUGAAAAAACCGAGUCUGUUCCUCCUCCUCCCGCUACUGCCCCAGUUAUUCCUCAUCCUCCUGCUCCUGUUGCCCCUGCUGAUGCUACUGCUGAAGCUGCCGAGGAUGUUGAGGAAAAGAAGGAUGAUGUCGAGGAAAAGAAGGAAACGACCGAUGCCCCUCCUGUCGUCCCCACUGUCUCUAAACCUACACCAUCCGAAUCUGCAGAAACCCAAAAGCCUCUCGGAAAGGCAAUUGUAUUACAUCCUUAUGACGCUGAAAGUGAGGACGAACUGAGUCUUUUACGUGGUGAAUAUGUCGAGAUCCUUGACCGUCAUAUUGACGAUGGAUGGUGGAAGGGAAAGAAUGAAAAGGGACAAUCCGGUGUAUUCCCUUGUAACUUUGUACGUGAAUUGGAGGAUGAAUUGGUAGCUCCACCCACACCUACGCGUGCACGUCGUAACAUUUCUUCUUCCAGACCUUCCUCUGUUCAAUCUCCCGUUACAGCAAGACCUAUCUCGGUCCAAACACCUGCUCAAAGACCUUCUUCUCUUUCUGCUGCUAUACCUACUGCUUCUAAACCCGCUGCACAACCUUUCUCUCCCUCCAUUACUGAAGAAACCAAGGAAGAAGAAGAUGUGAUUGCAUCUCCCGCCGUAGAACAAGUGCAACCUCCUCUUGCCUCACCACCUGUUCCUGAGAGAGUCACAUCUCCACCUGUACCCGAAAGAGUGGUUUCUCCACCCGCACCCGAGAGAGUGACAUCUCCACCUGUACCUGAGAGAGUGAUUUCCCCACCUGUUCCUCAAAGAGUUACUUCACCUCCCGUUCCUGAACGAGUUCAAUCACCCGCUAUUGAAAAGGUUCAAUCACCUGCCAUUGAAAAGGUCGAAUCACCUGCUAUUGAAAAUGUUGAAUCACCCGCUAGUGAAUCUCCUGUUACUCUUGCACAGGAAGAAAGUAUCAAGUCACCCACUGAAGAAAGUUCGCCUGAACGUCAAGUGUCUGUAGCUAGUGAGGAGGAGAAAUCACCUGCCGUGAUCAAAGAAGAUCCUAUUUCAGAUGAAGAGGAAAAGGAAUCUGGUGUCGAGACCGAGAAAGCCGAAGAGGAGACUCCAUUGGCGGUAGAAGAAAAGACAGAGACUGCCGUGGAGGAAAAGGAGGAAGAAAAGAAUGAAUUUGAUAGUAUACCCAGUGGACCCAAACUCACAGCACCUACACGUGUUCGUAUGGGAGCAGGUAGAGCACGUCGCUCUCCUCAAUUGCAUCAAGAACCUAGUCAAACCGAAGUAUUGCAAAAGGAACUUGCAGAAGAACCCGUGGAAGAAAAGAAGAGUAGUCCUUCGCCACCUGCCAAACCCGUUAAACCCAUCUUUGCUAAAUUCCCUACGCCUUUUGCAGUGGGCGGUGAUGUGCUUUCCAAGAGUCAUUUAAAGCCUACACAAACACGUCGUCUGUGGGAUGAAAAACCAGCAGAGGAAACUAAGACAACGGAAGAUGCAGAGGAAAGUGCACCAGUGCGUCCUGCUGGUGUUAAAAAUCUGGCCUCUCGAUUCAAUUUUGCAGGACCACCUGGCGGUGGUGGUGGAAACGAAGUCCUCGAAACCAAAUUGAAAAAUCAUACAAAGAACGAAAUCGAAAAGCUUAAAAAGGAAUACGAUCAUUUAUUAAAUGAAGAACGUGAGCGUGUCUCCAGUUUGGAGAAAACAGUGCUUCAAUUGUUAGAAAGAGUCAACGCAUUGGAACAACAAAAAUAA